Molecule: messenger RNA, 3402 nt
Organism: Gymnogyps californianus (California condor)
Lineage: Eukaryota; Metazoa; Chordata; Aves; Accipitriformes; Cathartidae
Gene: EMC2
Product: ER membrane protein complex subunit 2
Exons: 11
Coding region: 6-899 (297 amino acids)
Biological process (GO): protein folding in endoplasmic reticulum
Cellular component (GO): EMC complex
Molecular function (GO): protein binding
Source: RefSeq, a predicted model, not a curated record
CCAAGAUGGCGAAGGUGUCGGAGAUGUACGACGUGACUUGGGAAGAUAUGCGUGAUAAAAUGAGGAAAUGGAGGGAAGAAAACUACCGAAACAGUGAACAGAUAGUGGAUGUUGGAGAAGAGUUAAUUAAUGAAUAUGCAUCUAAACUUGGAGAUGACAUUUGGAUAAUAUAUGAACAGGUGAUGAUUGCUGCCCUGGACUGCAGUCGAGACGAUUUGGCAUUGUUUUGUCUUCAGGAACUAAGACGGCAGUUUCCUGGGAGCCACAGAGUUAAACGAUUAACUGGAAUGAGAUUUGAAGCUAUGGAAAGGUAUGAUGAUGCCAUCCAGUUAUAUGAUAGAAUUUUACAAGAAGAUUCAACUAACACAGCGGCAAGAAAGCGUAAGAUUGCCAUUCGAAAAGCCCAGGGGAAAAAUCUUGAGGCCAUCCGAGAGCUGAAUGAGUAUCUGGAACAGUUUGUUGGAGACCAAGAAGCUUGGCAUGAACUUGCAGAACUUUACAUCAAUGAACAUGACUAUGCAAAGGCAGCCUUCUGCUUAGAGGAGCUUAUGAUGACUAAUCCACACAACCACUUAUAUUGUCAGCAAUAUGCUGAAGUUAAAUACACUCAAGGUGGGCUUGAAAACCUUGAGCUAUCAAGAAAGUAUUUUGCACAAGCACUGAAGCUUAACAACAGAAAUAUGAGAGCUUUGUUUGGACUUUACAUGUCUGCCAGCCAUAUUGCUUCCAAUCCAAAAGCAAGUGCAAAAAUGAAAAAAGAUAAUAUGAAAUAUGCCAGCUGGGCAGCUAACCAAAUAAACAGAGCAUACCAGUUUGCAGGUCGCAGUAAGAAAGAAACUAAAUACUCUUUGAAGGCAGUGGAAGACAUGUUGGAGACCCUGCAAAUCACUCAAUCUUAGGUUGGCACAGGGAUCCAAUAUUAAAUUUUCCAAUUCCAUGAUCAACCUGUAAUGACCUAUGGGUUAUGUUAUUUUAGUGCUGUUAAAAGUUAAUUUUGUAUUGAUUAACAUGCUAUCUAAAAUAAUGUUUUAUGAAAAGUAAAAUGCCUAUUUAUUGCUGCUGAGAAAUGUCAUGAAUACCCACUGAAAUGAAUAACUGAUCCACAUAGACAACAUAACGAAAUGACAUGUGCUGCACAUCAGUCUUUUCAGAUUUUUGUAUCUACAGUACCUGCUUUUAAGCCAUAAUUUGUAGAAAUAAACUUGUUAAAUGAUUAAAAAAAAUUACAGUGAUUUAUUGGACUCGCAAAUGGAAAUUAUGAAUUUAUAUAUGUAGAUGAAUAACAUAUGUUAGAAAUUUUAAUCUUAUUUGCAUAUUUAAGAGUAAAAGCAUGCUACAGAUGUACACUUUCUCGUAAAUGUUUACCAUACAGCAAGGAGUGAUUAUGAAUACACUUUAUUAGAGAAAAAAGUUGACGUUAGUGGUUUUAUUAGUGAGUUGAUAUCCAGUACUGUAGCAAUGGAGAAAACUUAUUUGUGUACUUUGCUUCAGAGGUGCUCUUGUACUGGCUUAAGGCCAAAGACAUUCUUCUGUGUGGCUUUGUGGGCAAAUGCUUCCAUGUCCAUGGAGUUCUCCAAUCAGUAUAUGCAUGUGCACUUCUUUUAUUCCUUCUGUGUGUCCUUUGUUGUACAUGUGUUCCACAUCAUGAAUUUCAAAACCAUCUGAAUGCAGGGCUGCAUGCUGGUCUGUACUAAUUUUGUACCUACGGUAUGGGUACCCCUUCACUGUGGUGUAAGCUAUGGUAUAUUAGCUUCCCCACAGUAACCAAGUGUUACUGCGCUGUAUGGAUGAGAUAGCUUGUUCAACUGCCUUGUAGUUACUGGAGGAUAAAAGUGUUUUUACACCAUUAGGAUGAAGGAUCUAGCACACUGUAAAUCUAUAUUGUAUUUGUCUUUAAGUGCUUGUUUAUUUACUCAGAUAAUUAGUCAAACACCCUAAUUCAUGCAUUUUGCAGUUCUGAUCAUUGUGGGUGUUGUUCAGAUGGCAAUUCAGUUGCACAGCUAUCAUUCCGUUUAUUAUGGCUUCAGUAAGAUUGCAUAACAGCAGCAACAUACCCUUGACAAAUUCUAAUAAAAAUAUUGCCAUGUCAUUUUCAUGACUGUUACCACCAUCCAAGCUGAUUUGAGUUUCAGAGUUUAUACUGCCUGCUCUAUAUAGAUGGGUAGGUUAAAGGCUGUGUAUUAAAAUGUCCAUUUUAUGAUCCUGGACUUGGUGUAAUAAAACAAAGCUGAGCUCCUGCUUAAAAAGAAAGCAGCAACAAAAACUUCCCCUGUGAGUUCAAAGCCUAAAAAUGUGUAUAACUGAACUGGUUGUUGCAUGAGACUGUGCCUUUAAGAAACGUGCAAGAUCUCAUUCCCAUUAUCCAUGAAGUAAGUUGGAAUAUGGUAGUGUGACAGGAUGGGUGCUGUGCCCUGAGAAUGAAUUGUAUGUGGAAUCUUAAAUUAACUUAAUUCAGUACUGUUGAAAUACAAAACUGCAAAUACUGCAUAGUAUUAUAUUAAAACACCCAAUUCUAACUUGGGGAAAUAGCGCAGACCCUUUUAUAAUAGUAAUUCACAAACUGGCCUCCGAAUAGUAUUUGCAGAUAGAUUAUGUAUGUUUCAGGUGGAAAACCAAGAAAAUAUCAUAGGCAAACCUCUGUAUUUCUGUUCAGAUUUAUAGUCUUUUACUGUAUGAGUGUGCCAUCUAGAGUUUUAAACCCUCAUUAGUCUUUUUUUAUUUUACCUACAACUCAGAUAACUUGGUUGCAUUCUAAAAUUAAAAGUGGUGGGAAGCUGUACUGUAGACUAAAAUUACUUAGCGGUGCAUAACAUUUUACCUCCAAGCUAUUAAAAAAACAGCAGUGCAGUGUUCUUGUGCAGCAGGCAUCUAUGCUGCUGGAAAGCAUCAUAUAUAAUGUUUUAUUCAGAGGCAACUUUUAACAUAACAGUGUCAAACAUGAGCAUAUAUUAUAUCAGUUUCUCUGUAAGGAAGUUUGUUCUGUUUCUUGUUUUCAGUGAUUUGAUGACAAAUUUCAUCUCAUUUGGCUGCUUAGAACCUUCUAGUUUUCACUACUGCUUAGCAUCUUUUUGAAAUUACUAUUUAACACUGAUUUGUGCUUGUAUUUUGGCAUAAUUCCCACAUAGUAGAGCUAACAAAUUGACCUAGCAGAUAUUUCUGACAAAUUUGUAUUUACUUCGAAGAUAAAAUAAAUUACUCCUAUGAAAAUGCAUGGGCAGUCUUUGAUAGAACUAUUGAAUUGCAGCAAUGGAAAUUCAGGGGUUUUUCCGUAUUCAAAUGAAAAAAGAAAAUUUAAAAAUCCUGUGUCUGCAGAGGAAGUAACUAUGAAAUGCCCUGCACUGUCAGCAAGCAAAAGGUACAGAAGAGAAGCUGUGAUAUAAUGUGAUCUUUAUAAAAGUAAUU